Messenger RNA from Aspergillus saccharolyticus JOP 1030-1, 2342 nucleotides. RefSeq names its product Zn(II)2Cys6 transcription factor. NCBI's taxonomy places the organism in Eukaryota, Fungi, Ascomycota, Eurotiomycetes, Eurotiales, Aspergillaceae. The record is from RefSeq and is a predicted model, not a curated record. The transcript is spliced from 4 exons. The coding region runs from base 234 to 2054 and encodes 606 amino acids. Gene Ontology annotation, biological process: DNA-templated transcription; regulation of DNA-templated transcription. Gene Ontology annotation, molecular function: DNA-binding transcription factor activity, RNA polymerase II-specific; DNA binding; zinc ion binding.
GCGUCAUCGAAAACAAUAGGCUUCGUUUCAUGUUUCAUUGCGCUGGGUGGAAAUGGACCCCGGAGAUCUAGACGCAUGAAGUCAUGAACAGCCUCUGGAUGCAAGGCUCGUCGAUCUGGUGCAAUGGGCCAAUCUGCGAUGGUCCCCGAGUCGGGGUCUCGCGGGAUUGGAUCCUGAGGAUCCAAAUCUCGGGGUUCAGAUCCCUCUGGCUGUAGUGGAUGUCUUCAUUUUCCAUGAACGCCCCCUCGCUCUUGCCUCGUCUUCAUAUAAUUGAUGGAAAUGUCGUCAGCUGUGGCCCCUGGAUCCGGCAAAAUGAUUCAGUCUCUUUCAAGAUCAUGCAGGAUUCCGGCAAACCCUCAGCACUCGCCUGUGUACCAUGUCGGCGCCGCCAUCUGAAAUGCGAUGCACGCAUGCCAAUCUGUACUCGGUGCCAGAAUAAUCAUCAUGACUGUCGAUAUGUUCGAUCUCGCCGGGGCCUGCGGAGUAACAAGGCGGGCAAUCAACCGACAGCGGAAGAGGAAGCCGAUGCUCUCUUUUCGUCGAACAUCAUGAACUGGCUCGAUGCUUCAUUUUUAGAUUCAGAUUCGCUCCUCGACAUUCCAGACCUCAGUCUUGAUAUUUUUCAUCAACAAGACCCAGCCCCGCCGUCACCGACGCCGGCACAUGUUCCUCAUGGCGAGGACAUCACGCAUGAUGCGAUGAUUCAACUCUAUUACCACCACUUCCAUAGAUCACAUCCCGUACUUUUACCAAGACGGGCGCUGGCAUCGUCCGUCGCACAGCAUGUGCCCGACUUUAUUCCGCACAUCAUGCGCUACAUUGGCAGUCAUUAUACUGCGACCCCAACCCUCAAAGACGGCUACUAUCAACCCGCCUACACCGCUCUGACCGCCACCAAAGAUGGCUUUCACGUCCAAGGCCUACUGCUCCUCAGCAUCCUGGAGCAUUCGCAUGGUCGUGAAGAGGCCGCAAGACGACUUCUCCGGGAGGCCAUUCAAGUCGCUUACAGCAUCGGCAUGCACACCCAGGGGUUCGCCCGGGAGAACUCCCGCGGUUACCCCGUGUUGGAGGAGAGCUGGCGACGGACCUGGUGGGAACUCUACGUCACAGAAGGACUCAUGGCUGCAAUGGGGUCAGGGCAAUGUGAAGUCCUCUCGUCGGGGUGGGAGGAUUCCGAUGUGUGGCUCGCAUCACCAGAAGCGACAUGCAACGAAGCAGGAGGGAGUAGCAGCGAUACAAAUCCUGAACCUCUGACCCUGUCCUCUCUGUCAGACUGGCCGUCUGGCCGAACCUCUUCCGCUUCGCGCAUCCACGCUGUACAAUACCUUCGAGCUGUGCUCGAGCUCAACCAAUCCCUCGAGCCUCCAACCGAGACGCAGACUGAAACGCUCGAUGCGCGACUUGUCUCGCUGCUCAUGCGGCUAUCGCUAACUUCGUCCAUAAACGACGCAUCUACAAUCGACGAAAUGGACUUUCAAGCCCUAAUGAUCACUUACUUAAGCCUAAUUCACCUUCACCACCCCCAUUCAACCAUCCGCUUCGCCUCCUAUCAAUGUCCCGCCACCUCUAACUCGACCACCGCCACAUCCUCCUGCACAAAACUCCGCGUCCUCAGCCCCCCAACAUCAUCAUCAUCAAAAACAACAACCACAACAACAACAGCAGCAGCAGCAACUCCGACCACCGCCCCGCAGCAUCACUCUCUGAACAUCCACGCCCAGAAAAUGCUCCGAGCCGCUGAUCUCAUCUCCAACCUCGCCACCCUCCCCAGCUCCGUCCAAUCCCGCACUCCGUUUUACACCUGCGCCCUUGCGCUCGCCAUUGUCGUGCACACCGCAACCUUUACGAUGCUGGCGUCAUCGCCUUCGCCAUCGUCACCGCCCGCAUUAUCGUCACCCACCAAAGGAGGAGUAGUAGGAGGAAGCUCGGCCAAGGAUGACGCCCUGAAAGCGCGCAUCGAGCUUGGUGUCGGCGCCCUGCAGGUCCUUGGCCGCGUCUGGCCGCUCGCGAAACAAGUGAGGGGGGAGAUGGUCGAGUUAUAUCGCGGGAGGUGAUGCAGCUUUCCCACCAUGCUCGCUGUGCUUGCCGCCUUAGCUUUUAGAUAUAGUAUAUAUUCACAACCCUGAAAUAUGUUAGUCCGAGGUCACUGGGCACGCCUGGCUCAUCCCGCGGGCUCACUAUUUCUUUUCAUCGGGUGGUGAUUUGACGGCUGGCUAAUGAUUUUCCUGAUCUUUGCAUUGCACAAAGCGAUCUGUAUUUGUUCGCAUUAUAUACGAAGUCUCAUCAGGUUCUAUAGUCAUUGGUCAAGAGUAGAAUUAAUAUGGGAAAUGUUUAGGUGUAAA